Messenger RNA from Micropterus dolomieu (smallmouth bass), 1842 nucleotides. It is a transcript of the gene spon2a, whose product is annotated as spondin 2a, extracellular matrix protein. The record is from RefSeq and is a predicted model, not a curated record. The transcript has 6 exons. Gene Ontology annotation, cellular component: extracellular matrix. Gene Ontology annotation, biological process: cell adhesion. Bases 122 to 1123 code for a protein of 333 amino acids. NCBI's taxonomy places the organism in Eukaryota, Metazoa, Chordata, Actinopteri, Centrarchiformes, Centrarchidae.
GAUAAGGCUGCACCAGACAGAAGGUUACGGCGGAGAGAAAGAGAGGAGGAGAACAAGUGAGAGAAGCUGUGUCCUGCUGAUUCUGCUGCAGCUUCUCCCUGUCACUGACUGAGCUUCACAGAUGAUGUCAUCGGAGCGUCUGACCUGCGGUUGGCUGCAGCAGCUACUCCUUGUACUCCUGGUGCUUUGCCUCACUUUUGCUGGACCUCUGCGGCCACUCAAUGGGACAGAGUGCACAGCCAAGGGUCCCGCUUCCUACAUCCUGGUCUUUACAGGUCACUGGAGUCCGCAGGCAUUCCCCAAGCAGUAUCCACUGUUCCGACCCCCUGCACAGUGGUCCAAACUCGUAGCGGUCAGCCAUAAUGGCCGUUUUCGGCUGUGGGAGGAGGGUGCUCCAGCCAGUGCAGGGGUGCAGAACUUCUCUGAACUCGGGGUGACGGUGGAGCUGAUGAAGGCGGCCAAGGAGGCGAGGAAGAAACGCGCGGUUGGCGCCAUGUACCGAACAGCCGGGAUCCCUAACGGCGUCGGGCACAGCUCCACCGAGUUGCUCAUGCAGCCCCGGUGCUCACUGCUGUCCCUGAUGGUGAAGAUGAUCCCCAGCCCCGAUUGGUUUGUCGGUGUGGACAGCCUCAACCUUUGUGAGGGCGGCCGGUGGAAACAGGAGGUGACCUUUGACCUGCAGCCUUAUGAUGCAGGGACAGACAGUGGAUUCACUUUCUCCUCUCCCAACUUCCCCACCAGCCCCGUAGAAAACAUCACAAAGAUCACCUCUCAGCUGCCGAACCAUCCAGCCAACUCCUUCUACUAUCCACGCUUAAAGGAGCUUCCGCCUAUUGCCAGCAUAAAGAUCACCCGACAGAGCAGAUCACCUGACCGUCAAGCCCCAAUGUCCAAUCAUAUUCUGCCAAACUCCAUCAGUCCUCAGCGCUUCUCAGUGACACCACUGGACUGUGAAGUGUCUCUCUGGUCAUCCUGGGGUUUGUGUCUGGGUCCCUGCUCCAGAGGCGGGGUCCGCCACCGCACACGGUACAUCCUCUUGCGGCCGGCCAAUGCUGGCACGCCCUGCCCUGAGCUGGAGGAACAGGCUGAAUGUGUACCACACAGCUGUAUGAGACUCAAGUAACCCAACAGAUACUGCCAGGAUUCAACACUGGGACUCUCAUGCCAUCACUGCUGGGAUGAGAAAUGUUGCUGCAUCUUGGGCAUUACCUUGUUAAUGCAAAGGAUUGGUGUGUUUGUCACAGUCAAAUUGUGGAAAUUUAAGACUUGUUGCAUUACCUGUGCUGCCCAUUAGUGUUAAGAUUGUACGCUCCUCUGGGUGUAUUUGAAUGGCGUCAGAGUGUAGCAGAAUGUUAGACAGUUGUUAAUGAUACCCAUUACCUGAACAUUUUGAGUUUGUUCAGAUAAAAAGUGAUUUUUAUAAACUGUCGUGGAUGCAGAAUAGAAAAACUGUAUGAGUGUUUGUUCACUGUCAACAACAAAUGCAUUUGAUUCGUACGCUGAACACACUCUUACAUGUGCACACACAAAGGUCCUUGCACAUACAGCAUACUUUUACAGGCACGGAGGCAUUAGUUUACGUAGGAAACCUAUACAUGCUUGGCACAUGUAGCUCUUUCAAAAUAAUCUCACACCCCAAUUUAUAAAUAUCACCUUUCACAAGAAACACCUAAUAGCUGACUUGAGGCUUAGAGCCGUCCUGAAGAAGCAGGCCUAUUUUUUAAUAAGAUGCAGGUUUUUAUAGAAAGAAAAAUAAAUAUUUGUAUUAUUAUCUCUUGAUAUUUUAAAGUUGAGAUUUUGUAUAUACUGUCUGAUGUAUCUUGAAUAACUCAUGAAUAAAUA